AUGGUAGCGAGGAUAUCCCUCCAGGCUCCCCGGAACCGCUCCAACGCGGCUCUUUGUGUCGCGGCUGGUCUCUUACCAGCAGACUUGGAGCUCAAGACUAUUGCAGCCGUAAGGCUGUCCGCACUUGGCUGUGCGAGGGCCCUAGACCAGACACUCGCGGUCAGAGGUCUGACUGUAACAGAGAGUCAAGAUAGUCUGGACAAGGUCCAGCACUGGCGGGGUCUGCCUAUCUUACCAUGGCAACCUUGGGUCAAGACUACGAUCCGGGACAAAGAAAGAGCCAAGAGCUAUGCGCAGGCGGCUCUCCUCUCCGGAAAUGCCAUCUUUACCGAUGGCUCGAGGGUCAAAGACCGUAAGACCGGUGCUGGAAUGGUGGUAUAUCGUAAGGGUGUAGAAGUUCAUUCCAACUACUGGAAACUCUCUCCUUACGCUACUAUUACGGACUGUGAACUCCUCGGAGUUCUUGAGGCAGUCCGCUGGGUUAUCCUGACGACGGAAGGAGAGGAAGAAUGGGCAGUCUUCACGGACUCUCAAGCAGUACUCAAGAUCCUGUCGUCGAGAUCUACGGUGGCUCGGCGGGACAAAGCGAGACAGAUCACUCUGCUCUUAGCUGAAAUCCCGGACAAGGUUACCUUCCACUGGGUGCCUGGUCACAGUGGCAUGUUUGCUAAUGGCCGAGCCGAUGAAUUGGCAGCCAAGGGUGCCUCCAUGAUGGAAGUCUCUGCGGAGACGGAAAUCAGUGUGAAGACCCUUAGGCGUUAUCAGGCCGAAGCCGGGCGUCUGGCACUGCGUAAGUGGUGGUCAGACAAACGGGCCGGUCUAGGCACUUGCGUCAAUGACUUCUUCUACUGUGCCUCGCAUGCGAGGCUAUGGAGUCGAGGGGAAGUUACACUCGCUGGCAGUGCCGUGGUUUUUGGUAGGGCUCCCACUCCUGCGCAUCUUCACAGGUGUGGAGUAAUCGCCUCCCCAGAAUGUGAUUGCGGAGCUCCGAUAGGGGAUGUUAGACAUCUCCUCCGUUCCUGUCCACUCCUAGAGCAGGCUAGGAAACGGGUCAAAAGUGGUGUACCCUAUCACUUCUAUAAAAUGGUUGUCGAUUUAAAGCGGCGCAAGGCCUUCAAUCGGCUGUUUUUGUCCCUCAUGCAGCAUCUAGAUGCUCGCAGGGGUUUGCUGUAG
Molecule: messenger RNA, 1173 nt
Organism: Perkinsus marinus ATCC 50983
Lineage: Eukaryota; Perkinsozoa; Perkinsida; Perkinsidae
Exons: 1
Coding region: 1-1173 (390 amino acids)
Molecular function (GO): RNA-DNA hybrid ribonuclease activity; nucleic acid binding
Source: RefSeq, a predicted model, not a curated record